AGAAAAGCUGUUCAGGAAACUUUCAAGAGGUGAUUGGGUAUGGAAGAAGUCAGAGGAACAACCUGAAGCUUUUCUUCAUGGACGCAUGAGAUGUCACGGGAAAGGCUGCGGUGUCCUGGAGAGAAUGAGGGUGUGAUGUGUCUGGGGAGUGCCAGGAAAUUGAUAGGAAGGAAGACAAGCGAUCCUUUUGCUGCACACCAUGAAUAUAUGCGGCAGAUGAUGAGAAGCUUUUCUGAUCCUUUUGGACGAGAUCCAUUUCUCAGUAUAACAGAUGGUGGGGAGAGAACAGUAGAUCGAAGAGCACGCCAGGACUCUCAGGUUGCUCUAAGAGGAAAUCACAGAGCAACAAGCUGCUCCCUCAUGCCCUUUGCAGGCUUUGGUAGAGUGCAGGAUGCAGAUUUUGGGGAACCUUUUUUUGCAAUGGACAGGAUGAUGUCAAAUAUGAGAAACAGUAUGCUGGAAAUGCAAAGAAAAUUUGAUGACCUGUCCAUCCAUCCAGAUGCACACACAUUCAGCUCCUCCUCUGUGAUGACAUACUCCAAAAUAGGGGAUGAACCACCAAAAGUUUUCCAAGCUUCAGCUCAGACACGCACAGCUCCAGGAGGUGUUAAGGAGACAAGAAAAGCACUUAAGGAUUCUGAAAGUGGACUGGAAAAAAUGGCUAUUGGUCAUCAUAUUAACGAUCGUGCCCAUGUCAUUAAAAAGUCAAAGAACAGCAAGACUGGUGAUGAAGAAAUGAACCAAGAAUUCAUCAACCUGGAUGAAACUGAUGCCCAGACCUUUGAUGAAGAGUGGCAGAAAGAGAUUAUGAAGUUCAAGCCAUCUAGAACUAGAUUCACUUUAGAAGCUCCAAAAUACAGAAGUAUUCAUCACAUACCCAAGGAAGUAAGGAGAGAGAAACCACUUGCGGUUGCAGGUUCCAGGGAGCCCAGAGUUUCUUUGGAGAAUCUCAAUGUGAAAGGAACACAUGUCCCCAUCAAAAGCAGCAAAAAAUAAAUUGCUUUCAUUCUCCAUUUGAAUGGAGUUUCUUCAGAGAACAUAAUGGUGCUGCAUUGCUUAUGUUAUAAGUAUACACGUAUAUAUGACCAAUUUCUGUUCUUUGUUUUAGUAAGUAUUAGCGUGGCUUGCUACUCCCAUCUCUUGACAACUGAAUGUUCUUUAAAACUUCAGACCCUUGGUUAAACCAUCUAGUUUCAGUAAAUUAAAAAAACAGCAACUUUCCAACUUUCCACUUAAAAGCACUUUAAUGGAUAAUCACUAAUUCUGUUUAAAAAAAAAAAAAAAAGCUUUCAUUUGCAAGAUUUUUCUGCUACAACUGCACCAGUCUCAGUUACAAGACUUCUUAUUAAGCCUUGUAAUGCAACUACUUUUUCCCACACUCUGUAACUUGCACAGAAAGUAAAUUAUCUUUUUAUUUUGUGUGGCUGAAAUAAUUAUUAAUUUUCUAGGUGCUACUGCAAUUAAUAGAAAUUAAAGAGCCAUUAUAUAUAAUCUUGCUUUAAAAUCAUACUGUAAAUUGUUACACAAUCCCGAGAUUCACCUUGCUUUAACAUGACGAAAAGUGAGAGGAAAUACUAAAAUGGCAGAUACUUCAAAUAAAUUUUAGUUUAUUAGCGUUGUUAUGUUCAUAAGCUGUGCUUGCAUCUCUUAUUUUCUGUGCCUAGACUGUCAAUUUUGUAUGUUUUGAUCCUUUGGAUAUUUCCUUUGGAGGUGGCCCAUUAUUUUUAAUUCUUGAAGAUUCUCUGUAGUAGCUUUUAAUUAUUCUGUAAUAAUACCACUGUGUCCUCAAACUCAGCCGUAACUAUUAAUCAGAAAAAUAUGUGGGAGAAAUUGGUUGAGUAGGCAGUAGUUUAACUGGAUAACAAAUGAUUACACCGUUCUUCUGCUCUAAAAAGCUAGAAGAGCCCUGCAUACAGGAAACCAUUUCCCCCCUUAGCUGAGAUGAGAUGUGUUUGUAUUCUUUUGUGUCCUGUUUUUAGUGGAUGUAGAAUGAUCUGAAAUCCAACACUUGAUCUCCCUUGGUGGUGGUGGUGUUUGGUUAAAGAGUCUGGUGUUAUAGAGAAAAGCCAAUUGUGUGACUGAGAACAGGAAAGGUCUUUGUUUUAGAAGCAUUAAGUUUGUAUGCUGUUUUGUUAUGCAGAACUGAUCCCCACGUCGUAGUGUAAGUGAUUUCUGUAGACUAUAACACUAGCAUUAGCACUAUAGCAUAUAUUUCAAGGCUAAAACAUAAUAGCGCAGCCUUAAAAAAAAAAAAGGCACUAUUUAUAAAAGAAAAUAGGUUUGGUAAGUUAAGAUUAAUACUUGUUCGGCUAAAAAGGCAAUGGCCUUUAAAUCACUUCUUUCUGCAGAUGCCCCAGAUUAUUUAAUUCUAUGUUUAUUAAUGUGCAGAAGUAAUCAAAAGUACUUCUGUUGAACUCUGACAAGGGAAAGACAAUUGUUUCUUUGCUCGUUUAAUGCAGUGGUCUCUUUCUAUUACUGGAGCAAAUACUAGUGGCAAUAAGUUUGUGCUAUUGAACCAUUCUACGAGCAGCCAAGGUAAGAGAUGGUUUACUUUUUAAUAGGCAGGGUGUGUUCUAGAGCAGACAUGUGCACGCAUCCCUUCUGCCACCCCUGAUACAGGGGUAGCAACCUCCGACAGAAGGACAGGCUGAAACAGCGUGAUAUCAGUCAAGCCUGCCAGAGGAUGUCUGCCAGAACCCCGAGUCUAAAGCAUGCUUUUGCUCUCCUUAAAAAGUAAGAGUACAACUCUAGGGCCUGAUCUUCUGUACCCUGAAGGCAACAUCCAUUUUGCAAUAAAUGUCAUUGAGAAUGUAAGGCCGUGGAGGCAUUUUCCAGGUAUGGCACUUAAACCUCCCAGUAAUAGAACACGAAAAACUUUCCUGCUGUUUAACUUCAGAAAUCCUUGAUUUGAGAAACACUGCUAUUUAACAGAAAAUAGUAUUUACCUGACAACUCGGAUUUUUGUCUAUGCUUUACUGAGAUAAAAAACCAUGAUACGUACAUGUAAUCAAUGAAACAAGUACAUACUAUGGUUUUAAAAUUAUAGUGGAAAGAGGCUAAUAUUCACUACAGACUACUUUGUUAUGCAAAACAAUGUUCUAAAAUGCAAAAGAAACUGUUCUAUGUAGAAGCAUCUGAAACUGUAAUUCUUUAAUAAAGUUAUUUAUUAUUUA
Harpia harpyja (harpy eagle) is the source of this 3173-nucleotide messenger RNA. It is a transcript of the gene MLF1, whose product is annotated as myeloid leukemia factor 1. The record is from RefSeq and is a predicted model, not a curated record. NCBI's taxonomy places the organism in Eukaryota, Metazoa, Chordata, Aves, Accipitriformes, Accipitridae. The transcript has 8 exons. Gene Ontology annotation, biological process: regulation of DNA-templated transcription. Bases 91 to 996 code for a protein of 301 amino acids. Gene Ontology annotation, cellular component: cytoplasm; nucleus.